AUGCGAGGUCGCGAGGACAAGUUCUGCGUUCGAGAGCGGCUGGCCCUACGGGCUGUUGCCGGGAGUCGCGACGACGCCACACUGGCGAGCCACGUGACCCAGUGCCCCGCCGAAUUCGUCGGAGCUGUAGGGACAAAUGGCUCCGCUGCCGGUCCAUUUGGCGAUCGCGUGGACCCAGCCCGGAGCCCGGACUUACAGACGUGCCCCAAGGACCAGCUUCCUCACUGCGACGACUAUUUCGUGCGCACCGGAACAAGAGUCGCCUUGGACGAGGUGUGCCUCAAUGGACGUGGUAGGGUGGUCGUCGAUGGGCUGCUCAACCAGGAGGAGUGCGACCUUCUGCUUAAGCUGAGCGAUUCGGCAGUCGUCGGCUACGGCUACGGGUCGGGGCCACAUCCUCUCACAAAGAAUGAACUGUUCGUCGGUAUCAGCGCGCUUCAACUGAUAGAUCGCUUACGCCUGUCCCUGGAGAAUGCCACGGCGAGCAGACUCCUGUUCUUGGCUUCCCGUAAGACUCGUCUUAUCACGGAAGCGUACUUCCGGCUUAAGAGGAGGCUUUACAUGCACCUUGUUCACCUUCAGUGCCGGAUCGCGAUGCCGAACUCCACGGCGCGCCGGAGAGACAUGAGUCACACCAUCCACUCGGACACCUGCGACUUUGCCGACAAUGCCACCUGCAACAUCCCCGAUCACAAGGAAUCUCUGUCCUGGCGCGACUACAGCGCAGUGAUCUACUUGAACAGCGACUUUCACGGAGGCCAAACCGUGUUCACCAAGACGCCUCGCACGAGCAUUCGGGCCAUCGUGAGACCCAAGUGCGGCCGCAUGGUGUCGUUCGCGAGCCAGACGGCGCACGGUGUGCUGCCGGUGUUCACCGGCAAGCGAUGCGCCUUGCUCGUCUGGAUGACGCACACCCGCCGGAAGGAAGAAGAACACAGAGCCGAGCUCGACAGCGUGCUGAGGGACAUCGACGGCCGCGUGCGGAACGUCUCGGAGCGCGACGACCGCUGGGAUCUUCUCUGGCAAAUGGAAAGGGACUGACUACUUGGCCGAAACGUCGUCGGAACGGCCAUGCUUCUGUAGACUGCCCGAUAUUUAAGACAGGUCGUGACAGUAGGUGAAGGGGCUCUUCUGCGCGCCCGCAUGUCCGCGGCGACGCGUCGCCGUUUUGCGUAUCGAAACACGAGUCAGAAGAAAACGUCUUUGUUACGCUCUUCCGGCAUUCCACGUCACUUACGUUUCAGGAUAUUUUAAACUGUCCUAGAAGUUUGUUUGCGAUUAUCAUUUUUUUAAGAUACAGUUGCACACGAGCUUUCUUUUUUAAAUGGACCCGGAUAAACUGAAAUAGUUUCGAUAUCGAACAUGGGGAAUUUACUGACCUAUAUUGGUGUAAAUAAAUCUCUCAAAACGAACUGGACAUUGGGUACACGGAACACGUGGUGUCGGCUGCCAGCACUCUCAAGUCUUUAAUGUGUGUUGUUGCCACUGGGAGAAGGGACACAUUGAGGGGUAUGAGAGCUUUGAGCGCGAAGUCGGAUUACUUAACGAAGCUUGCUUAGCCAUGCAAAUCUAUAACUAUAAUUAAAGUUCUCUCGCUCUGAUGGUAGGGGCUAGUCAGAUAAAGCACUAGCAACAAACACAGCACUGCACGCUUGUAAAAGAUGGAUAAAUAAGUUGCGGUUGUACCCUUGUGCUAAUUAGAGCAUUCUUUUCUCUCACGAAGGAGACUAUGCCCGCGAAAAAGAAAAGUCGAAACGUACGCAUGCAUACGAAAUCUACGUUCUCUAGAGCAACCUGCUCUAGAGCUCGUACUCUAGAGCAACCAG
Messenger RNA from Dermacentor andersoni, 1826 nucleotides. RefSeq names its product prolyl 3-hydroxylase 1-like. The record is from RefSeq and is a predicted model, not a curated record. Gene Ontology annotation, molecular function: iron ion binding; procollagen-proline 3-dioxygenase activity; L-ascorbic acid binding. Gene Ontology annotation, biological process: collagen metabolic process. NCBI's taxonomy places the organism in Eukaryota, Metazoa, Arthropoda, Arachnida, Ixodida, Ixodidae. Gene Ontology annotation, cellular component: endoplasmic reticulum.